Penicillium canescens is the source of this 1539-nucleotide messenger RNA. RefSeq names its product pyridoxal phosphate-dependent decarboxylase family protein. Gene Ontology annotation, molecular function: carbon-carbon lyase activity; pyridoxal phosphate binding. NCBI's taxonomy places the organism in Eukaryota, Fungi, Ascomycota, Eurotiomycetes, Eurotiales, Aspergillaceae. Bases 1 to 1539 code for a protein of 512 amino acids. Gene Ontology annotation, biological process: carboxylic acid metabolic process. The record is from RefSeq and is a predicted model, not a curated record. The transcript has a single exon.
AUGGAGUUUAAGGAGACAUUUCUUAAAUUCCAAUCCGCGCUGCUAGAGGCAAUUGAGUCUCGAAAGGAUGGUCCUGUGCUACCAUCAAUCGUGACUCUGAAACAGUCAGUCAAGACACUUCCUGCUUCCUUGCCACGCAUAGGACAUGGUCUCAAUGCCACCGCAAGCCACCUGAUAAAUGAUAUUUUGCCAGGCCUCUCCUGCUCGAGUCUUUCUCCACGGUACUAUGGCUUCAUUACCGGUGGCUGUACACCUGCAGCCUUGUUGGCAGACAAUCUCGUCUCUGCUCUAGACCAAAAUGUCCAGGUCCAUUUGCCUCAAGAGACACUCGCCACAGAUAUUGAGCUGAAAGCCCUGGACUUGCUGAAAGAUCUGGUCGGCCUUGACAAGACCUGGGGAGGCACCUUCACUUCAGGAUCCUCCGUAAGCAAUCUUAUGGCCAUUGCGUGUGGCCGGGAACAUGUUCUUGCCAAGAGAGGAGCCACGGAUCUGGGGACAAUCGGACUGAUGGAGGCCUGUGUUGCUGCCGGCGUGAAUCAUUUCCAGCUUCUGGUGACGCGGCACCAUCCUUCGAUUGUUAAGGCUGCGAAUCUGCUUGGGAUUGGACGAAAAUCAAUCAAGCAAGUCGGGCUCCCGAGUGAGCCGUGGAAGAUCGACUUUGACCUCUUGGAAACAGAGUUGCAGGCAUCACGUACCGCCAGUAUUGUCUCUGUCUCCUGUGGUGAGGUCAUGACCGGCCAGUUUGGCACCGAUGGAGAUGGUAUGGUGAGACUGAGAUCCCUGUGUGACAAGUAUCAGGCUUGGCUGCACAUCGACGCUGCUUUCGGGCUCUUCGCCUCUGCCCUCCCCGCGACGAGCGAGUUCGCGUAUCUCAGGCUGGCAGCUGCGGGUGUUGGGUUCGCCGAUUCUAUCACUGGUGAUGGGCAUAAGCUGCUCAAUGUUCCGUAUGACUGCGGCUUCUUCUUCUCGCGCCAUCCGGCUGUCGUCAAAGCGGUGUUUGAGACGCCCCCCAUUGCCUACUUUGCCACGGAAUUGGACCCGAAGAUUCCCUCGCCGCUCAACAUUGGCAUCCAAAAUUCUCGGCGGCUAAGAGCUCUGCCUGUGUAUGCCACUUUGGUGGCCUACGGCCGCAGCGGAUACGAGGAUAUGCUCGCCCGGCAGGUCUUUGUGGCUCGGGCAGUCGCUGCCUUUGUGCUAGACUCGCCCGACUUUGAGCUGUUACCAGUGCGCAAGAGCCUCACGAAGGAGCAACUUCUAGAGCGGGUUUACAUGCUCGUUUUGUUUCGGGCGAAGGACGAACGCUUGAACCAGAGCUUGCUCAGGUUAAUUAAUGAGUCCACACAUGCUUACCUCUCUGGGGGUAUGUGGGAGGACAAGCCAGCGGUUCGAAUGGCGGUAUCAAACUGGAGGGUAGAUGUCAGCAGGGAAGAGAGGAUCUUGACGAAGAUGUUACAGGAUAUCGUCAGCGAUUGGAAGAAAAGCCAUGGCAAUGAAUACUUGAAGAAGACAUCUUCUCCGCUGGAAAAAUCCAAAAUCUGA